AUGGGCAGCACGGGGGGGGGGGGGGGGGACGGUACAGGAGGGGGGGGGGGGGGCGCGCGUCUCUCCUCAGGGCGCCAAAACGGACGGGCGGGGGGGGCCGCGCGCGGCUCCCCAGGGCGCCGCGACGGACGGGCGGGGGGCGCACGCGGCUCCCCAGGGCGCCGCGACAAGAAGGGCGGGGGCCGCGCCUCUGCAAGAGUACCUCUCACCCUCUGCUCCACCUCCUUCCUAUCCCCCCUCCCCUUUCCCUCCCCCCCUCCUCUCAAAUGUUUCUACCCUCUCAUGUUUUAA
Closterium sp. Naga37s-1 is the source of this 291-nucleotide messenger RNA. NCBI's taxonomy places the organism in Eukaryota, Viridiplantae, Streptophyta, Zygnematophyceae, Desmidiales, Closteriaceae. The record is from the annotation of a GenBank genome assembly.